Molecule: messenger RNA, 2695 nt
Organism: Corylus avellana
Lineage: Eukaryota; Viridiplantae; Streptophyta; Magnoliopsida; Fagales; Betulaceae
Product: cation/H(+) antiporter 4-like
Biological process (GO): regulation of pH; proton transmembrane transport
Cellular component (GO): membrane; endomembrane system
Molecular function (GO): antiporter activity
Source: RefSeq, a predicted model, not a curated record
AUGGAUUCGGAAAUAAAUAUGAAAGGAAUGAACCACAACCCAUCUGUCCCACUGUCGGAAAACGGCAUUGAAACUGUUAAUAGUUGUGGAGGGCGUCAUUGGUCGGCACAGUUGUUGUUUUGCUCUGUUUCUGGCUCUGUUUCUGUGUCGGAACUGAAUUCAAUCAUGAAUGGGGACACAAGAGAAAUUUGCAUUUCCCUCCCACCCCAAGUCAAUUCAAAUGGUGUGUGGGCGACGAAUGCCAGUUUACAUCUGACAAACUUUUCCAUGCCACUUCUGGAAGUGCAGAUGCUUACCAUUUUCAGCACCACCCAAGUUUUCCAUUUUGUUCUCAAUAGAUUUGGGGUGCCCAAGAUUGUCUCUGAAUUGUUGGCAGGCCUAGUAUUGGGUCCUCAGUUACUUGGGAGCAUAGACACUUAUCGUGAAUACUUGUUCCCCGUUUUAAGCCAAGACCUUAUUGGUAUCCUAGCUUCGUUAGGCUACACACUCUUCCUAUUUCUAGGUGGAGUGAAAAUGGACUUGAGCAUGAUAUUUAGAACAGGAAGGAAGGCCAUGUGUAUUGGUGCUUUGACCCUGUUAGUGCCUUUCCUACUUGCUAUGGGAAUGCAAAAGGUCCUCAGCGAUCUUUAUGCUCUAAAUAGCGUAGAGAGACUGAAAAUCAUCAUGGCAGCGGCGAUACAAGCUUCGACUCCGUUUCCGGUCAUUGCUUGCCUUCUAAGUGACCUCAAUAUUAUAAAUUCUGAACUUGGUAGACUUGGACUAUCUACGGCAGUGGUUUGUGACCUGCUAAGCGGGUUUCUUGUUUAUGGUUUCUCAUUGGCCAAAAUUGCCUAUUUUGACAAAUAUAGGGCUUUGAAGGAUAUUGGGAUGGUUGUAGGGUAUGUCAUAGUUGUCGUAUUUAUUGCCCGGCCGACUAUGUUUUGGAUGGUGAGACAAACCCCUGAAGGCAGGCCUGUGAAGGACCUCUAUAUUUUUAGCAUUAUUAUAGUAGUGUUGAGUGUUGCUUUGGCAUCUAAUCAGUUUGACUUGUCGGUGGUGUUUGGGCCUUUCAUUUUGGGUUUGGCCGUACCAGACGGACCGCCACUGGGAUCAACUCUAGUCCAAAAGCUGGAUUGCAUGGUCUCCGGGGUGCUUUUACCACUCUUUGUAACCAUAACCAUGAUGAAGGCAAAUCUAUCAGACAUCAACUUUAAUGGCGAUCAGUUGGUAAUGCCCAAUUUAAUCAUUACAAUUAUCAUUGUCAUUGCCAAGUUUGGAGCCUGUAUGGGGCCUGCACUGUAUUGCAAGAUGCCAAUCAAGGAUGCAACCACACUAGCUCUCAUUAUGAGUUGUAAAGGCGUUUGUGAAAUGGCCUACUAUAGCAUUUACAGAGCCAACAAGAACAUAACCUCGGAGAUUUUCUCUGUUGCAAUGUACACAAUUCUUGUAAUUGCCAUCAUUGUGCCAAUUCUGAUCUCGCGCUUAUACGAUCCUUCAAGAAAAUAUGCUGGUUAUCAGAGAAGAAACUUAGUUGAUCAGAAACCAAAUACAGAGCUAAAGAUACUUGCUUGCAUCCAAAGACCAGAACACAUACCUGCCAUCAUCAACCUACUUGAGAAUGUAUCACCAACAAGGGAAAGCCCCCUUGUUGUUUAUGCUCUUCACCUCAUUGAGCUAGUUGGUAGAGCCUCCCCGGUUUUCAUUUCCCACCAAAUGCAGAAGAAAACUCUUUCAAACCGCUCCUACUCUGAAGAUGUCAUUCUUUCAUUCACUCAUUUUCAGCGAAAUAAUCCUGAUAGUGUAACUGUGAAUGCCUUCACAGCCAUCUCCCCAUCCAAGCUAAUGUAUGAGGACAUCUGCAUGCUUGCAUUGGACAAAGUUACAUCUCUUAUAGUCCUCCCAUUCCAUCGAAAAUACUCCAUUGAUGGGUCUAUUGAAUUGGAAGACAAUACGCUAAGGAUCCUAAAUUGUAGUGUCAUUGAGAGAGCACCUUGCUCUGUGGCAAUCCUUGUUAACCGCGGCCAGUUAAAGCGCUCAACAACUGCCACGCUAGAGUCGUAUAACGUUGCCAUGGUCUUCUUGGGAGGCCGUGAUGAUAGAGAGGCAGUGACUUUGGCUAAACGCAUGGCGAAGGACUCUAACAUUUGUCUAACUGUGAUACGGUUGAUUCCUGAGGGUGAAGAAGGCAUUACUGAUUGGGAUAAAAUGCUGGACUCAGAGGUACUCAAGGACCUCAAGUAUAGCACUUCUACAGGUGAAGAAUAUGUAGUUUACAUCGAGGAGAUGGUAAGUGAUGGACCCGAGACCGCAAUGAAAUUGAGAGAAAUAGUAGAUGACUAUGACCUUUUCAUAGUUGGAAGAAGAUACAACGUGGAGAGCCCUCUUACAACUGGUUUCGAUGAAUGGAGUGAAUUCCCAGAGCUAGGGGUUUUGGGAGACAUGCUUGCCUCAACAGAUUUCAAUGGCAGAUGUUCAGUCUUGGUGGUGCAACAACAAAUGACAGUGUAGCAGGCAGGAAAAAAAAAAAGUGAAUAUAACUAUUUUGCAAACAUAUAAAUGUAGAUAGUUAACCUCUUUCUCCAUUUUUCCACUCCCCCAUGUUUGCAUAGCCAGGUUUUUGAAUCUAACAAACCUAAUGAACAAAGCUAAAAUGAAUGAUGGUUAGGUGAUCCAAGGCUAGAGCUUCUCAAAUCCCUAGCAAAAAGCACCUUCAUAC